Molecule: messenger RNA, 558 nt
Organism: Zingiber officinale
Lineage: Eukaryota; Viridiplantae; Streptophyta; Magnoliopsida; Zingiberales; Zingiberaceae
Product: putative lipid-transfer protein DIR1
Exons: 1
Coding region: 36-338 (100 amino acids)
Biological process (GO): systemic acquired resistance
Molecular function (GO): fatty acid binding
Source: RefSeq, a predicted model, not a curated record
AAUCAUUUCACCGCAGUGCGCCACCAAAUUACACUAUGGAGAAGGCUGUGGCUCUUUUCUUCGUUCUCUCAGUCCUUCUCUCCUCCGGCGAACUCGCGGCGGCAGAGAGCAGCUGCAAGAUGACCGAGCAAGGCAUGAUAGCGUGUCUGCCGUCGAUGGCCGACGGAAAAUCGCCGGCGGCGCCGUCGCCCAAGUGCUGCGCCGCCCUGGCCAAGGCGGACCUGCCGUGUCUGUGCAAGUACAAGGACAGCCCGGCGCUGAGGCAACUGGGGAUCAACCCUAAGCUCGCCGUGCAGCUCCCGGUCAAGUGCAAGCUUAGCUCGCACCCCGCGUGUUAAUUAAGUUCCAUCACCGCUGCUGCUUUCUGUUGAGAACUUGGGAUGGACACUUGAUGGACCUCUGUUCAGCACUGUCCUUGCUGUAGUUGUCUUCCAGUUUUAGUAACUUAUUUUUCUCGUGCGCUGGCGUGCUUUCCGAAUAUCGCCUCUAUUGUAGUUCUAUUUUGUUUUCAAUUCCUUGCAGUAAUUUGCUUAUAAAGAUCGAAUACGUUCGUUCCUA